Anneissia japonica is the source of this 1347-nucleotide messenger RNA. Its product is annotated as neurexin-4-like. The record is from RefSeq and is a predicted model, not a curated record. NCBI's taxonomy places the organism in Eukaryota, Metazoa, Echinodermata, Crinoidea, Comatulida, Comatulidae. The transcript has 6 exons. The coding region runs from base 1 to 714 and encodes 237 amino acids.
AUGUAUUACUGGUGCAAAUUAAUUGAAGAAAUAAACGUUAGUAAAAAAGGAGCACAGGGGCUGCCUGGCCCGCCUGGACCAAAAUAUGUACCAGCUGAAGAACAGAUCUUGGCGUCAUGUGAUGCCCUCAAAAAAGCCGGUGGUAAUUUUAAUGGUGUUUAUACGAUUGAUCCCGAUGGUCCGAACACUGGAUUGGAUCCAUUUGCGGUAGUAUGUGAUAUGACAUCGGAUUUGACAAUGGGUUAUUCAACAAUUCAUCACGAUAAAGAGGAAGAUGGAAACGUGAACAACGCCGAGGACCACGCCUCAUUCCAAGUUAAUAUCACCUACGACCUCACGUCAGAACAGAUAGUAGCUGUCAAAAACGUAUCAUCUUCAUGUAGACAAUUUAUUAAGUACGCAUGCGUUGGGUCACUGUUUAAUGGCAGAGGUAUUGAAGGCAAAUAUCACUAUUGGAUCUCAUUUGAUGGAAAAAUUAUGCACAACUGGGGAGGAGUUCCAACGGGAACCACAGGAUGCGCGUGUUGGAUGACGAGAACUUGUGACAACCCUACCUACCGUUGUAACUGUGAUGUCAACGAUGGUGUUCCACGUCAGGAUCAUGGUUACCUUACCGAUAAAGCAGCAUUACCUGUUUCACAGCUUCGUUUUGGCGAUACUGGGUCUCAAGCAGAAAAAGGUGUCUAUACACUUGGACCAUUGCAAUGUGCCUAAAGCAAUUGAUAUAAGCUAUCGUCGUCAGCUUUCGGUGAUGCUGAUUGAUUAAGCCUGGUUUCCAUAAACCCAUUGCAUCGAGGACUGCUACGCAGUAUGAUUGCACUGGAAACACUGCAGGACAGCGUAGCGAUUUUAAGGAAACAAGGAUUUAGGGGCGUCGCAAGCGGGGGUUCAGGGGGAAAAGAGCCCCCGUUGUUGGGGACCUCUAAACCCUUGCUUUGGGCCCCCUGUCGGCGAAAUUCCAGCAAGGCCGUCGGGGAAAUACGAAAUCUCGACCGCCGAAAGUACAAUUUAGGUAUACCGGUACUUUACUAAGCUGUAAAAUUUUAGGGAUUAAAAUCUGUUUAGUGCGAGCAGUGUUACGGUAUGUGCGAGGUGUAGUAUAUUAUCGCGAUCAAUUGGGUGCGGUCGUAGCACCAGAUUUUCCUCGACAGGGUACUGGUACCUCCAACAGGUGGUUAGCACCCUCGGCAGGCGGGCAUCUUAGUCGCAUAGUUUUCUAUCAAGCUAUCAUUUUAAAUAAAGAGUACCAUAACUUCAACACAAUUUUCCCUGAGACGGGGUGGGAGUGUGCACACCUUGUCGAGGAGCUUGGACCCAGCGUCAGGGAAUUCCUGGCGCCACCCAUGG